Molecule: messenger RNA, 555 nt
Organism: Thelazia callipaeda (thelaziosis nematode)
Lineage: Eukaryota; Metazoa; Nematoda; Chromadorea; Rhabditida; Thelaziidae
Source: the annotation of a GenBank genome assembly
AUGUCAAUGAAAUCAUUUAAAAACUUAUUCGAUGCAACAAGUAAGAGAGGACCUGUUGUUGAAGAUAUACCAAAAGGUCUAGAAGGCGAAGAAUAUUUUCAUGGAUUGCUACCACGUGAAGACUGUAAUGAAAUUUUGAGAGAGAUUGGGGACUUCCUUGUGCGUGUAUCUCAACCACGGCCAACAGAUCCACGAGAAGUAAUCAUAUCUGUUCGUAUUUCAAAAGAUCAAUCACCACAAUCGGUGCGUCAUGUUAUUGUGAAAAAGCAAAAGCUUCCAAAAGGAAACAUCGUUUGGAUUGCUAUUGAGGCGAUUAAAUUUACGUCGUUCUUUGAUUUGAUUGAAUAUUACAAGAAAAAAGGCCAUCCAAUUAAUCCUGACCUUGACAAAAGCGUGCUCGUCAAAGGGAUCAAGCGUCAGCCAUGGGAAUUCAGCCAUGAUGACAUCAAGUUAGACAAAGUUCUCGGUGCAGGUGCGUUCGGCGAGGUGCGAUCUGGUGAAGUCAUAAUGAACAAAAAGAAAAUUUCCUGUGCUGUGAAGAUAGUUAGCAUUUGA